This is a messenger RNA of Ctenocephalides felis (cat flea), 1421 nucleotides long. It is a transcript of the gene Prps, whose product is annotated as ribose-phosphate pyrophosphokinase 1. Gene Ontology annotation, molecular function: magnesium ion binding; ribose phosphate diphosphokinase activity. Gene Ontology annotation, cellular component: cytoplasm; ribose phosphate diphosphokinase complex. The record is from RefSeq and is a predicted model, not a curated record. The coding region runs from base 70 to 1209 and encodes 379 amino acids. Gene Ontology annotation, biological process: ribonucleoside monophosphate biosynthetic process; purine nucleotide biosynthetic process; 5-phosphoribose 1-diphosphate biosynthetic process. The transcript has 9 exons. Lineage: Eukaryota; Metazoa; Arthropoda; Insecta; Siphonaptera; Pulicidae.
AACUACGUCUAUGUCUGCCGUCGCCGUCAUGUCGCCGUCUCUCUCAUCAAAUUUUUCUUUAAACUAGUGAUGCCCGUGUUAUCUGGUUGUGAGCCGAUUCGUGCAAAGAGUUUGUUAAGAGCAAACUUAGAGAAAGGUAGUGUCUUCAUCCAGAGCAGAAUGCCUAACAUAAAAGUCUUCAGCGGGUCAUCUCAUGUCGACCUGGCCCAGAGGAUUGUGGACAGACUCGGCAUCGAUUUGGGCAAAGUGGUCACGAAGAAAUUCAGCAACUUGGAAACAUGUGUCGAGAUCGGAGAAUCCGUUCGCGGCGAAGACGUCUACAUCGUGCAGAGCGGCAGCGGCGAGAUCAACGACAACCUGAUGGAGCUCCUCAUCAUGAUAAACGCCUGCAAAAUAGCGUCGGCUUCGCGAGUGACGGCCGUCAUACCGUGCUUUCCCUACGCUAGGCAAGAUAAAAAGGAUAAGACGGGCAGUGACAGUGGAAACAAGGUCAUCACUGAUAUGAUCAAAAGGUCCAAUGAAUGGAAAUUUAGGGAUUUCCCUUGGAAAUUAUCAUCAACUCGCGCCCCGAUAUCCGCCAAACUCGUAGCCAACAUGCUAUCGGUGGCAGGCGCCGAUCACAUAAUUACGAUGGAUUUGCACGCCUCUCAGAUUCAGGGAUUCUUCGACAUACCCGUCGACAAUUUGUAUGCCGAACCUGCUGUUCUGAAGUGGAUCAAGGAGAACAUUGCCGAGUGGAGGAAUAGUAUUAUUGUGUCGCCAGAUGCCGGUGGAGCCAAGAGAGUCACCUCAAUAGCUGACAGAUUGAACGUAGAGUUUGCUCUCAUCCACAAAGAGAGGAAAAAGGCCAACGAAGUGGCAUCCAUGGUGUUAGUUGGAGACGUCAAGGAUCGUGUUGCAAUUCUGGUCGAUGAUAUGGCUGACACCUGUGGCACAAUAUGUCACGCAGCUGAAAAACUCACAGAAGCUGGGGCCACCAAAGUCUAUGCCAUCCUGACACACGGAAUAUUCUCCGGACCUGCCAUAUCUCGUAUAAACAAUGCUUGCUUCGAAGCAGUCGUAGUAACAAAUACCAUUCCACAAGACGGACACAUGAAAGACUGUCCUAGGAUACAGUGUAUCGAUGUGUCCAUGAUGUUUGCCGAAGCUGUAAGACGAACACACAAUGGCGAAUCGGUAUCGUACCUAUUCUCCAACGUGCCAUAUUAAUUAUAAACAAACAAACAAACAAAUAUAUAUAUAUAAAUAAAUAAUAAUUGACAAAUGCAUAUCUCAAAUAUGUGAAGAUAUUUGAUUUAUAAAAAGGCACCUCCUAGUUUAUAAAAUUAAUUAAUAGCAAAUUAAUUGAUUAAAUAUUUUAUAAGGAUCGUCGUCGUCAGGGAUUGAUUGAUAGAUUAUCAAAAAAAGCAUAUAUUAUUUUU